This is a messenger RNA of Haliotis rubra (blacklip abalone), 936 nucleotides long. RefSeq lists its product as uncharacterized. The transcript has 3 exons. NCBI's taxonomy places the organism in Eukaryota, Metazoa, Mollusca, Gastropoda, Lepetellida, Haliotidae. Bases 84 to 602 code for a protein of 172 amino acids. The record is from RefSeq and is a predicted model, not a curated record.
ACAUCCAUAGCGCUUGAGCAAAUGAUCCUUUUCCGAGUUGCCGGCUAUUAGAAGCUGAGCUGGGACUUCUGAAACACUCCAUCAUGGAUCGAUUUCUACUGGGGAUUCUUGUUGUGACUGUGGUCGUGUCGGUUGAGACAAGGUCAACAUGUGGGCGUGGUCAGUUCCUGGACCCAGACUCACACAUGUGUGAAUACUGUAUCAUGGUGUGUGAUCACAUGGAGAUACAGAACACUGCCAGUAAAUGCAACAAUAAUUGUCCAGAUUUCCUUUCAAAGACUACCUCGACUACAGGAUCAACUUGGGCUUCAUCGCUUCCAACUCCAGCUGGUCUGAAAGAUGUAGAGACUACAUCAAGGACGAAUUCACCUUCUAGUUUGGCUGUGGUCGUACCUGUUGUCUCAAUUGCAGCUGUCGUCGUCAUCCUUGCGUUAUCACUCUACCACAGACAGAGGUUGCACCAGAUGUGCUUGAGUGUCCAGUGUUACUGCCACACCAGACGUCCUGUACAGGUGGUCGAUGGCGGCAAUGGUGGACCUGACGACCUCCCAAGACCAAAUGAAAUCCUGAUGUAUGACGUCACAACGAUGGAUCGCAACUGACGGUGAUCUUCAAAGAAACUGUGGAGACAGCUUUCACGUUGCAUGACAGAGGGUCAUCUGUGACACAAACAAUUCCAGACAUUGUAUAUUCGUGGAUCAGGGAAAUUCUAGGCCACCUGGAGAUAAUGAAGUACAGUGUCCAUAAAUACAACACGAAUCAUCAUCAUCAUUUUCUUCUUCUUCAUGAUCAUCAUGAUGAUCAUCAUCAUCCGAUUCUGAUCUCCAUAUCAUUUUGUAUAUUUCCUAACAAAGUGCUUUUAUCUAUUCAUUCAAUUAUUGAUUUUUGGUCAUACAAUCAACUUUUUAAUUUUUGUAAAUAAACAGUUAAAAACAA